This is a messenger RNA of Caenorhabditis elegans, 1555 nucleotides long. RefSeq lists its product as uncharacterized. The transcript is spliced from 7 exons. NCBI's taxonomy places the organism in Eukaryota, Metazoa, Nematoda, Chromadorea, Rhabditida, Rhabditidae. The record is from RefSeq and is marked reviewed. The coding region runs from base 9 to 1070 and encodes 353 amino acids.
AAGGGAAAAUGAAAACGCCUGCAAUUUUAUUACUCCUAUUCUUAUUUAUGAUGAGUUUGGCACAAAGUGAUGAGGAACAAAGUGGAAAGGAACCUCCCGAAAAAGAUGAUGUUCUAGUUAUUCUGGCAGAAGACAAUUCGACACUAUUAAACAAUAACCAAACAAUGUAUGACCCUUCUUCCGAAGAAAAAGAAAGUGACAAACCAAAAUUCAAUUUAUUGGAGACAUAUUUACCACUUUUCAUAUUUGUACUCGAUCUACCAACAGAGGAUAGAGAAACUUUGAAAGCCUAUGUAAAAGAUAAAACUUAUGAAAAACUGAAAUAUGUAAUCGAUUCAAAAGUUAAAAUGAAUCGAAAUGAGAAAAAUGUCUUAGGAAGAAUCAAUGAAUCCUUGGUACAAUCAAUCGAUAAUUUGGAACAUUUUGAUGAGAUUACUGUAGAUGUGGUGAAUGGUUAUCACAAUGCCUCCGUAUACAACGCAAUCCGUUCAGUUUGGUUGAAACAAUUACGUCCAUUUCUGCCGCUAAUUGAUCAAAUGGCCAUUCAGCAGUAUUUUGCACAAAGAAAAUCUUCUGAAACUGAGAAAAUGUCAAUUUGGGCAAGAUUAUGGGAAAAUCUGAGUGUUUGGAUGUAUGGAAAGAAAAAAUUAAACGAAUGUUAUGCAAUGGAGCCAAAAUGUGUUCGACACGCAUUGGAAUUGCUUAAUUUUGAACAAAGGAUUGAUUUGGAUUUAGCUGCUUAUGAGAACAAGUUUGACAGUGUUGAUGGAAUUAUUAGGGAAAGACUUGGCGAAAAUCGGAAAAGCAGUGAACUCGACGAAUGGUUGCACAGAAAUCGCCCACCAAAAGCGCUACAAGCUAUUUUAGAUGAGCGAAGUGACAUUGAGGAGGAAGCUCUUCAACGCCUUCGAGAUAACGGAGUUCUGAGCUCACUCAAACAUUAUUACAAAGCAGUUAUAGAGUCAAGAAGUCAUGAAGAGCAAGAGGACAUUCGUCAUUUCUUCGACAUAAUGAAUGACACAUUUGCUCGUUGCUUUGACCCACUACGAGGCCAGUAUCAUGAUUUCUAGAAAAACCCUCUUUUUGACUUCUUCCUCCAUUUGUUUUCAGUCUCAUUUAAAGUUGGAGUGGCAUCGGAAUAUUUUUUUUGACUAUUCAUAUGGUGCGUAGAAACAUUUUUUUCCAAUUUUUUUCGAAAUUCGUUGUCGGAAGCUGGGAAUUCUCAGCUUUUGUGAACAAUACUUUUGGUAUUUGGAAAUUGGUUUUUUAAAAAGUGUUUCAUAACAGUACAUUAUUUGGUUGGAAAACCUAAAUAUUCCAAAGACAUGCCAAUUUACCGAAUCUAAACAUUUCAAAAAGUUUAUUAUGAUAUUUUGCCACGUAAACUUUUAUGAAUAUUAAAAAAAAAUCCCCCACUGACGCUGCUCCAGCUUUAAAAUCUCAAACUCUUGCCACUUUGAAUGCAUAUUUGUUCCCUCUUCCUCUCAUUCUAUUGUUACGUGUAUUUUGAAUUUAAUUUCCUGUUUCAUGUUUUUAGUUUGAAUAAAACAUUGUU